UUUGGUAUUGUGGUGCGGCGUUGUUAAAGGCUUCCUCGUCAUAAGAUAUUUCUGACAGUCUUCUAUUUAUUGAAUCUGGUGCUUGCGACAUAAUUGCCAGCCCGUCAUCUCUAUAAAGACCAAUGUUGAUUUCUUGAAUCUGCUUUAGCUGGUGUAGUAAGAAGCAUCCGACCAAUUCGCAUGUCUCCGCUCCAUCGAAGCUCCCCAUUGUCACAUCGAAUAAUGUGGAAGAUGAUUUCUUCUUCCAUGCCAUGAAAGUACGAGUGAUCAUAAUAUCCUUCACCGCUGUUUUUACGCUGAUCUACCUUGCAUUGAAUAACUCGUCACUUGGUAGGAAAACAAUGUCAUUUUUCUCAGAAGGUUCCAAGUUGAAUAAUGGUUCCAAGUUAGAUAAUGGUUCCAAGUUGAAUAAUGGUUCCAAAGAUGAUGAAGAUUCCAAGUUAGAUGAUGGAUUGAGAGUGCACAUUGUAACACAGUACACUUUACACAACAAUUCAAAGAAGCUGGAAAUUAUUGAAAAGAGACAGAAAGAAAUGCUGGAGGCCUUACAGAUCAACCUAGAUCAUCCACAUGUCGCAAAGGUUCAUGUGUUAUGCAAAGACAACAGUGAGAUGCAAUACGUUGUGCACUCUAAGCUUAACAAUAGCGACAAACUGCUCUUUCAACACAUUGGUCACGAUCUUUGCUUCUCCGACGUCUUUCGGUAUAUCGGUGAAAAUCUUCUGGGAGAAACAGCGAUGCAACUAAAUAUAGACUGUUUCUUAGAGCAGGGUUGGCACCAAUUGAACAACACACUUCUACAAGACAAGACGAUGUAUGCCCUAACAAGACACGAGACGGACUACAGCAUCAAGCACUGCAACGGCAUAGAAUUCUGCCCUAACGAUAGAACCGCCACCCAAGGAAGCCAUGAUGCAUUUAUUGUUAAUCUUAUCUCCCCUCUUCCGGAGGCAAUGCUUAAACAAAUGGAAAUACUGAAGCUGCCCUAUGGCGGAAUCGAGCAAGCACUAAUUUCUCUGUUUCGCAAAUAUGGGUUUAAGGUGAAGAAUCCUUGCCGUAUUUUGCGCAUUUUUCACCAUCACUGCAGCCAAUAUAGAGACAUGGAGCAGAAGUACAUAAAAGGGCAGAGAAUUGACCAUUUCCUUGGCAUUGGUGGGAGUAGUGGGUUAGUUUACAAUACAGGUCUUUGAUGUUUAAAGAAAACAAAGUGAGUGUAAGUCGAAUAAACUAAAGUCACGCGGGAAAUUAA
Nematostella vectensis (starlet sea anemone) is the source of this 1249-nucleotide messenger RNA. RefSeq lists its product as uncharacterized. Bases 252 to 1190 code for a protein of 312 amino acids. The transcript has 7 exons. The record is from RefSeq and is a predicted model, not a curated record. NCBI's taxonomy places the organism in Eukaryota, Metazoa, Cnidaria, Anthozoa, Actiniaria, Edwardsiidae.